AUGACAACACAAGAAACCCCUCUGCCUCUGCCAGCACACCUGGAUCCCAAAACCUACCCGCGCACAACCCACGAUGCCGCCAAAAACAUCCACCUCACAUUAACAUACACCCCACUCGACGCCAACACCUACCUAUCGCAAACCUCCUCGCCCGCAGCCGGCGCAAACGUCUUAUUCCUCGGAACAACGCGCGAUACAUUCGAAGGGCGUUCCGUGUCCCAACUCAGUUAUACAACCUACCCGCCUCUCGCGCUGAAGACAUUGACGGAGAUUGCGGAGGCGGCCGUGGAGAAACAUCAGCUUUUGGGCGUGAGCAUUGCGCAUCGCAUGGGGAUUGUGCCGAUUGGGGAGGCUUCUAUUGCUAUUGCUGUUAGUUCCGGACAUCGGGCUGCAGGUUGGAGGGCUGGGGAGGAGAUUCUAGAGGCUUGUAAGGAGCGGGCGGAGAUUUGGAAGAGGGAGGAGUUUUUGGAUGGGGGGAUGGAAUGGAGGGCUAAUGCUGAUCGGGAUGCUGAGGGGAAGUUGAAGAGUAGUGAGGCUUUGUGA
Molecule: messenger RNA, 543 nt
Organism: Penicillium waksmanii
Lineage: Eukaryota; Fungi; Ascomycota; Eurotiomycetes; Eurotiales; Aspergillaceae
Product: molybdopterin synthase catalytic subunit
Exons: 1
Coding region: 1-543 (180 amino acids)
Biological process (GO): Mo-molybdopterin cofactor biosynthetic process
Cellular component (GO): cytosol
Molecular function (GO): molybdopterin synthase activity
Source: RefSeq, a predicted model, not a curated record